AUGGCCGAAUAUAAACUCACGGGCAUCUCAUCUUUAUCCACCCUGGGAUCUCUCGAUAAGAUUGAAGUCGAGGUCGAAGGCGUGGAGGAAGGAAAAGUCCUACUCGUCAAGCUCAAUGACCAGGUCCACGCCCUCAGUCCUAAGUGCACGCAUUAUGGUGCACCAAUGAAGAAUGGUGUUGUGACAGGUGAUGGUCGUAUCACCUGUCCCUGGCACGGAGCCUGCUUUAGUGUUUCCACCGGCGAUGUCGAAGACGCACCUGCCCCGAAUGCACUGAACAAAUAUGAAGUCUUUGAACGAGAUGGGGCAGUCUAUAUCAAGGCCAAGGAAGCGGACAUCAAAUUUGGACAGCGGAAUCCUGUGGUCAAAUGCAGUGUGUCGAAGCCGGAAGAGAAGGUAGUUGUUGUGGGAGGUGGAAGUGGAACAUUAGGUGUUUUGCAAGCCCUCCGCGAGCUCAAAUACCCCGGUCAAAUCACGAUGAUCUCCAAGGAGCCUGAUCUGAUCAUUGACCGAACAAAGCUUUCUAAAGCCCUGAUCUCAGACCCCGCCAAAAUCCAAUGGCGACCCCGAGAGUGGUAUGAUUCAGCCGCGAUCGAAACCCUCACCGACGAAGUAACAGCCGUGGACUUCAAGAGUAAGACUGUUGCCACACAGUCCGGCAAGAGCAUCAGCUACACCAAGCUUGUUCUCGCCACAGGUGGAGUCCCACGCACUCUCCCACUACCAGGAUUCAAAGGUGAACUAUCUAACAUAUUCACCUUGCGUACUAUCCAUGAUGUGCAAUCAAUUCUCUCAGCCGCCAGCGGCAAGAAGAACAUCGUCGUAAUCGGCAGUUCCUUCAUCGGCAUGGAAGUUGGCAACGCCCUCUCGAAAGACCACAACGUCACAAUCGUUGGAAUGGAAUCCGCCCCCAUGGAACGAGUAAUGGGCGCGCAAGUCGGCCGAAUCUUCCAAUCCAACCUCGCCAAAAACGGCAUCACCUUCAAGCUCUCUGCGAGCGUAAGCCAUGCCUCUCCGUCUUCAGAUUCAAGUUCCAAGGUUGGCACCGUCCAUCUCAAGGACGGAACAGCUCUCCCAGCCGACCUGGUCAUUCUAGGUGUUGGCGUUCGCCCAGCAACAGACUAUCUCACCAACAAUUCGAGCAUCGAGCUCGAAAAAGACGGCUCAAUAGCAACAGAUGAGCACUUCGCAGUCCGCGGCUUAGACUCUGUCUUUGCAAUUGGUGAUAUUGCAACAUAUCCGUACCACGGACCAGGAGGGAAUGGAGCCGGUGUCAGGAUCGAGCAUUGGAACGUCGCGCAAAAUGCAGGACGUGCAGCCGCGCGCGCGAUUGUGCAUGCGCAACGCGGAAUAUCAGUCAAAGCCAAACACUUCAUUCCCGUAUUCUGGUCUGCGCUGGGAGCACAGUUGCGGUAUUGUGGUUAUGCUGGGGGCUUUGACGAUGUUGUAUUAAGGGAGCAGGGAGAAGGGAAGUUUGUGGCGUUUUACACAAGUGGGGAGACGGUCGUUGCUGUUGCUACUAUGGGAGUUGACCCGGUGAUGAGCCAGAGCGCGGAGUUGAUGAGGGCUGGGAAGAUGCUAGGAAAGGCAGAGAUUGUGGCUGGCGGGGACAUAUUGAGUGUUAAGGUUUGA
Messenger RNA from Penicillium olsonii, 1632 nucleotides. The record is from the annotation of a GenBank genome assembly. Lineage: Eukaryota; Fungi; Ascomycota; Eurotiomycetes; Eurotiales; Aspergillaceae.